AUAAGUUAACCGGAUACAAACACAGCCUUUUAAAUAUAAGAGUACUGUCCCCUGUUAAUUUUUAACUACACAUGAUUUGCUCGUUGUUUCUGUGAUUGAAUGAACAGUUGUCUUACUAAUCAAACGUUUUUUAAUACGACAUAGUAGAUCUAGAUCUAUCCAAUUACACAAAUUAAAAAUGUCUUUAACAAUGCCAAAAAUAAAGAAUAAACAGAGGAGAGUAGAGGUUUAUAAAGAAUUUUUAAAGGAAAAGCGCAAGGAGAAAAUUGAAGAGAAAAAGAAAAGAAGGAUUGAAGAAAAAGCCAUGGGGGCUAAGGCACCUCCCAAGAAAAAACCAAAGACAAUUGAAAGCAUGCGCGUACCGGAUGAAACAAUGGUGGACCCAGCUCACCAAGAGACUCAAAUAGAUCUUGAGCUUGAUGAAAUGGCACCAUAUUUUCGACAAGAAACAUCACCUAAAAUUCUCAUCACAACCUGUGACAGACCAAAAAAGAAAACAAACAGUUUCUGUAAGGAGCUGAAGAAGGUUAUUCCUAACUCCGUGAUAAAGUACAGGAGAGGUCUAGAUUUAAAGAAGAUUGUGCCGCAGGCUAUUGAGAGAGACUUCACAGAUCUGAUUGUAAUUAAUGAAGAUGCCGGUGAACCUAAUGGAUUAGUGCUGUGCCAUCUACCCAAUGGGCCAACUGCUGAGUUUAAGAUGAUGAAUGUCAAGCUGUGUAAAGAACUAAAGCGUCUAGGUGAGAUGACAGAACACUUCCCUGAAGUUAACAUCCACAACUUUAACACCAGGCUGGGAGUCACCAUAGGAAGGAUGUUGAUGUGUUUAUUUCCCCAUAGGCCAGAGUACAGGGGGAGGAGAGUUGUCACCCUUCACAAUCAGAGAGAUUAUAUUUUCUUCAGGCAUCAUAGGUACCAGUUUAGAAAUGAAGAGAAAGUAAACUUGCAAGAGCUGGGUCCCAGGUUUAUACUCAGGUUGAGAUCCCUGCAGAAAGGCACCUUUGAUUCCAAGUCUGGGAUGUACAUAUGGAUACACAAGCGUCAUGAAAUGGACACAAGUAGAAGAAAGUUCCACCUAUAAAUAUGAUUUGGUUUAUAGAAUUAUCUAGCUCAAGAAAAUAAAUGUCUGUAUAAAAA
Messenger RNA from Physella acuta, 1134 nucleotides. Its product is annotated as ribosome production factor 1. Gene Ontology annotation, molecular function: rRNA primary transcript binding. Gene Ontology annotation, cellular component: preribosome, large subunit precursor; nucleolus. Gene Ontology annotation, biological process: maturation of LSU-rRNA; maturation of 5.8S rRNA. Lineage: Eukaryota; Metazoa; Mollusca; Gastropoda; Physidae. The record is from RefSeq and is a predicted model, not a curated record.